UUUCACAUGGUCAAUGGCGAAGAAGGAACCCACGGCUUUGAUUGCACAAUCACUCGACAAAAAGUUCUAUUUCGGGUUCUUACGAACAUAAACAGAAAAAUAUCACUUAGAAAGGCUUUAAGUACUACAGUAGAUCAAAACUAUACCUGAGGACUUGAGAUCUAGUGUUUAAGAGGCGAGUUUCAGUGAUUAUUCCCGCCAUACGGCAGAUCAUCGGGGAAGUUUUCUAAGCCAACAGAGAUGGCAUCGAACGGUACAGAUGGAGAAAGCAGUGCGGAUAGAAACGUAGAAAUAUGGAAGAUAAAAAAGCUGAUAAAAAGUCUAGAAGCAGCGAGAGGAAAUGGCACCAGUAUGAUUUCCUUGAUCAUUCCACCUAAAGACCAGAUAUCUCGGGUGUCCAAGAUGUUGGCUGAUGAAUUUGGCACGGCAUCCAACAUCAAGAGUAGAGUCAACAGGUUAUCUGUGCUCGGAGCCAUUACCUCAGUACAGCAACGACUCAAAUUAUACAACAAAGUUCCACCGAACGGCCUUGUGAUAUACUGUGGUACCAUUGUGACAGACGAAGGAAAGGAAAAGAAAGUCAACAUUGACUUUGAACCUUUCAGACCUAUCAACACAUCCCUAUAUCUUUGUGAUAAUAAAUUUCAUACAGAGGCCCUUACAGCCCUACUAGCAGAUGACAACAAGUUUGGGUUCAUUGUUAUGGAUGGAAACGGUGCCCUGUUUGGCACGCUAUCAGGAAACACACGAGAGGUCCUACACAAGUUUACAGUUGAUUUACCCAAGAAGCACGGUAGAGGAGGACAGUCAGCCUUGCGUUUUGCCCGUCUCCGUAUGGAGAAACGACACAACUAUGUCCGAAAAGUUGCUGAGGUUGCUGUGACGCUCUUCAUUACAAAUGACAAACCAAACAUCGCAGGCCUUGUAUUGGCCGGUUCUGCAGACUUCAAAACAGAAUUGAGUCAGUCAGAUAUGUUCGACCCUAGACUGCAAGCAAAAAUCAUCAAAAUAGUUGAUGUAUCGUAUGGUGGAGAAAACGGAUUUAAUCAGGCCAUCGAACUCGCAGCUGAUGCAUUAGCAAACGUUAAAUUUAUUCAGGAAAAGAAACUCAUAGGGAGAUAUUUUGAUGAAAUUUCACAAGACACAGGGAAAUAUUGUUUCGGUGUGGACGAUACGCUAAGAGCUUUAGAAAUGGGAGCAGUGGAUAUCCUCAUUGUUUGGGAAAAUCUGGACAUAACACGAUACGUUUUGAAGAAUCACCAAACAGAAGUUGAAAACAUUCUUCAUCUGAAGCCAGAACAAGAAAAAGAUAAAACGUAUUUUAUCGACAAAGAUACGGGUGUUGAGUUAGAGUUGUCCGAACAGAUGCCUCUACUGGAAUGGUUUGCAAACAAUUAUAAGAAGUUUGGUGCCACAUUAGAAAUUAUCACAGACAAAUCCCAAGAAGGUGCACAGUUUGUCCGAGGGUUUGGUGGAAUAGGAGGGAUUUUACGAUAUCAGGUUGACUUCCAAGUCUUCAACACGCCUACGUUUGAUGACUAUGAAGAUUUUGAUCUUGAUGACUAUUAAACAAUGUUACUAAACUCGCAAGAACUGUUGCCAGUCCACAUUCAAGGCCUUUAACAAAGAAAUGCAUAAAUAUCUGAAGAAUCUUCAUCACUGUUGUAGUGCUUGAGGAUAUCACAACUUUCUGAAGCCGAAUUCCUGUGGAGACAUUUUGACUUGUGACUGCAGGAGAGAAAGUGUGUUUUCAGAUUUUACAAAAUGCAAAAGUAUUAAACGUGCUGUACAUGAUCUGGCCAAUACCUACUGGUCAGCACUGUCUAUUGUAUCUCAGAUUUCACGUAAUGACAUUCACAAUGGUUGAAGUCUGGAUGGAGCUUUCAAGUAUUAAUGUCAGUUUACUGUGUUAUGCUUCGGAUGAUCUUCAUGAUCGAUGCUCUUGUUUCAUCUUCAUAACAGAUCUAUAUGUGCAUUGUAUGGGAAAAUUUCAACAGUUCCUUUUUCCUGUUUAAAACAUACCGAUCUGGAUAUGGUACUGUAUCUACACUCCACAACAUACACCAUUUCAAUUUUCAAUUCAGUCACUAAAAUUUUAACUGUUUUAACCCAACUUUUCUUCAUAAAAGUUUCAUACAUAAUUUUUUUUUUUUUUUUUUUUUUUAAAUUUUUUUCAAGACUCGAUUUGUACAGUUCAGUCGUCUCUAAAAUGGUACAUUUCAAUUUUACAUUAUCUUACAUAGAUCGCUUACUUAAGUUAUGUAUGUCUGUAACCGUUUAUUUGACCAAAUUAUUUACCUCAACAGAUUAUUAUGCGAAUUCUACUUGAAAGGUUAAGAAAAUCUAUCAUCAAAUAUUAUUAUACAAGAUCACAUUUUAAGAACUAGUGACUGUUAAUACAGCUCUGAGCUCUCCGAUCUGACAAUUUGAAUUCCGUUUCAACUAAAUAAUCUUGUUUUUCCAGUAAAAGAAAUAUCCUAUGGAGGACUCCAGGAAUAAAUUCCAUGCAUGGUUGACAACAGAGAAUGUCUUAAAACUUUGAAUUAGAUCACUUUAGUUGAGAGUUUGACAAAACUUACGUCGUCCUGUACUGUAGAUAUUAAAAUUUUUACUAUAAUAGUCCUAAGUAAGUUAUCAUUUGAUAUUGUUUGUAUUAAAGGUUAAGAAUUGUGUAAAAAGAAAUGCAGCACUCUUAUAAAUCUCUCAGAUGGAACUUUCUUGUUCAUGUCAACCCUCAAAUAAUCUCUGGGAUGUUUGAGAUGGGCUUGGUGGUACCCAAGAUAAAUUUUGGUAUUUUUGGCCCAUGGACUUAUACUUAUAAGUCAAAGCUCCUUCCAGAACUUGUAAAACUGUACAUUUUUAAAGUCUGUUCAUUUCAAUUGUGAAUUGAAAACAAACAAAAAACACUAGUGUGUAUCCAUUUUUGAGUAUUUUGAUUUUGGUAUAUGUAUAUUUAUUUUCCAAAGUUCAGAUCACUAUAUUCUUACCAUUUUGUGUACUAAGUACACCUGUCUUGUAGACUAGCUUUUAUACUGAUAUGAUUUACAGUCAGUGUGAAGCAGCCAGAGUUCUGUGUAUACAAUGUAUGCAGAUUGAAUUGUUCCCCUACAGGACUUCAAACUUUUCAAAUCCAGUAAAAAAAAAAAAAUAAUUGGGGGGGGGGGGGGGGGGGGGGGUGGACUGAAAUAAAUGAUGAAUUAAUAUCAUGAUAAUAUGUUAAUUGUUGUAAUUUAUCACCAGAACAAAUUGUCUCAAAAUUAAAAUUACUGUAUAAUAGUGCUGAUUUUAGAAGUCAUUGAUUUUCUUUGCCCAGUUGUAAUAUUUGAGGUGGCAUUAAUGGUUGCAUUGCUUGACAAUGCACACUUCCCAAGAUUCCUUAAGGAACUAAACCUCAGUUUAAAACAAAUAACACAUAUUUUUUAAUAGCAUUUAAUAUCUGGCAGGUUUUCAUACCAAUAAGAAUUUAAUCAAUGGCCGUCUCUUAAACAGAGCCCAAUUGUGUUUCUAGUGACUGGCCGUCUGUACUUGGAAUAUGUUCUUGAUAAUGGCAUUGUGUGUGUACGGUUUAAAACCGAUAACUGGUGUUUUUAACGGAGUGAUGAAGUGGAUAUCAAUCUAAUGGAAUUAUCAGGUUAUUAAAGCCAGUUCCAACUUAAUGUUCACAUCCUGCUCCGUAUAUAUAAAACAUGCCAUUUUUCUGUUGCUGUUAUAAUGCUAUAAUACAUACAGAGACUGGCGAUGUUGUGUGUCAAUAGAAGGGACACAACUCUAGCAGGCAUUCACAUGACUUAGGGAUACAAACUUGUGGAAUUCCUUGACCCACAAGAUAACAAGAAUCUGGGGAGUUGUGUGACCAAUGUCAUACAAUUCGCGAUAAUUAUGAGAUUUUUUGUUUAUAAAAUUCACAAGGGAAGUGUACAGGUAUAGGCCGUGUUCGCUUCUAUUCCUUGAAGUGCACACAUAGGGUUUUGUACUGGGAAAUAUUAAUGUGUUGUUUCAGAUUUGUUUGUGAAAAUGUACAUUAAAUUGAUUGACGGUUAACCUAUUAUGAAAUGUUUAUUGUAUCCUGUAAGUUACAUAUUAACAUAUUCUCUAUACAGUUACCAACAAAUGAUUAUAUUCUAAAGGAUUCCACCGCGAGUCCUUGUUACCAUGCCGGGUAUACCAUAUUGUACAUGUUAUACAGGAAUUAUAGAUAUUGAGCUUAAUAGUUUUGUUUUGUUUAUUUUUUUGUUUGAAUAUUGAAAUGUGAUGAAAUGUGACGGAUACCUUUGGAUCCUCGCUCACAAUAAAAUUCGGUACAACUAAUGUCGCAAGUCCUUAUAAGGGUGUACAUGUAUUCACUACUCCGAAUCCACCAAACUAUCAUCUCCUAAAACUUCAUUUUGAACAUCAUCUCAAAAUGGUUAGAUUGUAAGAUAAUAACUUUCUUUAAUGUUUGUUCAAAAAUGUUAAAUCUGUCUGUCCCAGGCAAAUUAUAAGAUAAGGUUGAUGUGAAAUAAACAAUUGUUUCGAUAACAUAAACAAUUCUCGUGAUAUCAGCAUGAAUUGUUGCAUUUUUUGACAUCAUACUCAUAAUAAUCAUGAGCUCCUUUUAGUCUCUUAAACAUAAAUUGUUUAAAUGAAAUGUAAAAAUGAAUUGUUGAAACUUGACACAAGUAUUAAGUUUUGAUACUGGUCUUCCAUAGCGACUUGUAAUCUGUUCUCGGAAGACUAGAAAAACUAAGUGUACCAAACAAUUUGGUAAAACUCUCCAUACUGUUAAUCCACAGUUGGGGAUGGGCAUCACACUAGUGUGGGACCAUCUCUACCUCCCUUCAUUAUCUGAGGAGCAUAGCACCCUUAUGGGGACAUACAACUCUAUAUGAUUUAUUCAGGUAUAGCCAGAUCGGUGCAAGUGUGUUGGCCAUGUUAAAGAAGAUUUAACAAAGUUUAUUGUCGUAAUAUAUUAAAGUAUUUCUUUGAAAAUUACAUUGAAAUUGUCAUAUAUAUAUAUUAUAUGGGCAUAAAAGAUUUUUCAAAAAAGGUAAAUAAAAAUUUGAUAUGCCAAUAUCACAUUUGAGAUAAGACUUGGAAUUGUUGAGUUAUGCUAGCUUGUGUGUACCACUUAACCAUGCAAGGUUACUUAAGCACAGUGAAAAAUUUUCAGAGGGAAAUAUUAGAUGAAACUUUUGUUCCAAUAUUUGGAACAAAAUAUUUGAAACCACAAUAGAAAUAAAAACAAAUUAAAUCUAAA
Molecule: messenger RNA, 5236 nt
Organism: Pecten maximus
Lineage: Eukaryota; Metazoa; Mollusca; Bivalvia; Pectinida; Pectinidae
Product: eukaryotic peptide chain release factor subunit 1
Exons: 11
Coding region: 241-1569 (442 amino acids)
Biological process (GO): cytoplasmic translational termination
Cellular component (GO): cytosol; translation release factor complex
Molecular function (GO): translation release factor activity, codon specific; sequence-specific mRNA binding
Source: RefSeq, a predicted model, not a curated record